AAAGUUAAUGCUGAAACACAUUCAAUCUUCUCGACUAUCAAUUUGAUCUUGUAACCCUGCAUAACCCAGUCACAGUCAUAUAACAACUUUGGAAUGAACAAUUGGGGGAAAGAUCAUGCUUUACUUAAUUCACACUAUUCGCGGUAAGCUAGCUAGUAAAAGUUAUGCCAAGUUUGCAUAUAGGCUAGCAAGCUCACAAAAUGGUCCUUCUAAUAAAAAACUCAAGGUGAUCCCGUUUGCUCAACACGUCAAAGCUGCUGAAAAGACGUUCGAAGACUAUCAUGGAAAGGGUUUUUUUUCUGCGCGCAUAUCACAAACAUCACCACCAGAACAAGUGUUUCUUCCGUUUUGGGUGGUAUCAGCCACAGUUCAUGCCACUAUUGAGCAAGCACAAGUGGGUAGGCGUGUCAUGAAGACAAAAUACAAUUCAGCAACAAAAAGGAAUGAAACGGUUUGGGAUACAGAGUGGGCUUGGGUUCCUGAGCAACAUAGUUUCUCAAGAGACUAUGUGCCUCUCGCUCACCCUAGCUUACAAAUUUACGCCUCACAUCGUUAUAGAAGAGGACUUGUUGAGCAUAUUACUACUGGCCCAGCACUUGAAAAUGCAGUACCCUUUUCGCCUGAUAUCAUCAACAGCAAGACAAGCGACAUAGUACGAAAAAUAGAUCCGUUUACGAUCUAUCCCUCAACUGCUCUACGCUUUGCCACGUCUUAUUUUCAAAAGACUGAAGAGAGUUUAGCUGAUGAUUUCUUGAGAAAGCUGUACAAUAUGGACGAAACACGACUCGUCAAGAUCAAAAUUCAACUGGAGAAUGUAAGCGCUUCACCUAUAUACUAUCCCGCCUUUGUUUUUUCUGUCAACUACCUUGGAAGAAGAUUACGGACCUUUAUCAAUGGUUAUGAUUUGACUAUAGGAGGUACAAAAGUAUACAAUUGGGAAAGAGUAGCUGCUGCUUCUGCAUUGAGCAUGGCUGCUGCUAUGACUGCCACUGGAGGCAUUGGAUGGGGAGGUGCUAGUGGAUCAUUUUGGUUAGGUGUUGUAUUGCCUACAGUAGCUGCUUCGAUUUUCACAUUGUAUUUGCCUAUUUUAUCUUUGUAUGUUCGAGACUUGAUGCGAUCUCAAGAGAUACGAUCAAUGGCACAAGAUCGGCAAGUUUGGGAUGAUGAUUGGGUUAAAGGAUAUGCAGCAUUUGAAGAUCAAGAAAGACGACGUACAUGGCGUGAGGAAAAGGCCUAUCAGUCUUCCUCAUCCUGGGGCAGCACAAAAACAAAUGCAAGCAGCGGCUUUGCAAGUGAUCCAAAGGGAUACUAUCGAGCUCUGGGCGUGAAUAGUUCUGCUAGCCAGUCUGAUAUUCAAAGCGCAUUUAGAGGCCUUGCAAUGAAAUAUCACCCUGAUAGAUAUACAGAUGCAGAAGAGAAACAACAAGCCAAAGUCAAAUUUCAGCAAGUAUCCGCAGCAUAUAGUGUAUUAAGAGACGCCAAGAAGCGAAAGCAAUAUGACCAAACAGGACAUGAUGGCUAGAAUAAUCAUGAUUUCUGCACUUUAUUAAAAAAUUCUAGAAAUUAAGCAGAGCAUGAGAUACAUAAGUGAUAUUUAUAUUGUUACCUAUAUUAGAUUAUAAGAAGGAGCAGAGAAUAGAAGGGAGAUAAGUUAGUAACAUAUAUUACCUAGUGUAUGUAAAAUAUUUACACAGAUAUGAGGAGGUAGUUGAAUACCGCUAUCUUGUCAAUUGCAUAAUUGC
Gilbertella persicaria is the source of this 1742-nucleotide messenger RNA. RefSeq lists its product as uncharacterized. Lineage: Eukaryota; Fungi; Mucoromycota; Mucoromycetes; Mucorales; Choanephoraceae. Bases 116 to 1522 code for a protein of 468 amino acids. The record is from RefSeq and is a predicted model, not a curated record. The transcript is spliced from 6 exons.